Molecule: messenger RNA, 22555 nt
Organism: Spirodela intermedia
Lineage: Eukaryota; Viridiplantae; Streptophyta; Magnoliopsida; Alismatales; Araceae
Source: the annotation of a GenBank genome assembly
AUGGAAGAUGGGGAGGAAUUCUUGAGGCAGUUCGGCGCAGACUACGGUUACCCAGGUGCAGAGAAGAAGGUCGAGGAGAUUAGAGCUUCCGAGUUCAAGAGACUGGAAGGUGAGCUGCCAGAAGAAGAGCCUGAAUUCGCUGCUUUGUCCAAUGCCCCAGCCAUAUUUAACCUUGGCUGUUCCUGGGACGUGGGCCAAUUUCAGGGCUUGUCUACUUGGACCAUGCCGGGGCCACCCUGUACUCCGAGGCUCAAAUGGAAGCCGUCGCCAAGGACCUCACUUCCAAUGUCUACGGAAAUCCUCGUAUCCAAGCAUGCUGCCGCAUUAGAACAAAGAUUUUCUUUCGUUAUUUAUUAAAAAUCUUGUUUUUUUCAUUGUUGUUCAUCCGUUUUGUUAUCGGAUAUAUACAUUUUAGUUUUCUUAUCCUGCCGGCCAUCUUGAGACGAUCAUAAUGUACGUAGGUAAACAGUACUCGUUAACUUUUGAGAGUAUAGAUAGCCAGAGCGAUUCGAGCAUGGCGACAUCUGAUGUGAUUAGCGCAGCUCGUCAGCAGGUAUUUUCCUCUCCGUUGUUGGUGCAGCUGAAUUUUCUUGGGAAGAAUAUAUGCCGUGUUUCUUCAUCAGUGAAAUAUUUUUCCACGUUUUUUUAAUUUCUUUAUGGAUCUUUUGAGCGAUUUAUUUAUGCGUGUUAAAAUAGUUGAAUACAAGUGGAGGAAGGAAAAAAUAUGGACAGACUGCAAAAAAAGCCUGGAUAUAAUUGCUCAGCCCACAAGAGAAGCGAUUAUCAGAGAAAUAUCAAUGCUGAUCAAUGGAAAAAACGUCAGACAUGAUUUAUUUCUUGCUAUGGCGUUACAAAAUUGAUAUUGGUAUGACUUAAGGUAGGCUUAAUGUCUUGAUUUUAUGGUGCAGCUAUAUCAAUCACCAAGUUAGUAUCAUCCUCCAAGUCAAUCGACCAAUGAAGAAAGGCAUAGCUGGCCCAUUUUCUGGGGGAUUAUUUAAUUUUAGUUAAUGACCUUCAUAUUUAAUUUCUCAAGAGGCCCAUUAUAACAGAGUUGGGAAAUUUUUAGAACUCAGAAAUUUGUUGAAAGAUUUUACUAUUGUGUGUGAUAUGGAUCAUUAUUUAAAUAAAGUCUCUAUGUGCUCGUGAUUAUUUCGAGAGUGAUGAGAUAAGGUCAACAUCUAGAUUUUAUCUGAAGGGGAAGUCAAUCCAUGCAGUCAGUCUGCAAGUUAAGCCUAGAGGGGGGAUAGCUCUAACCUUGGGCAACCUAAGGCUCCUAAAUGAGUGGAUUUGUUUUCUAGGGUGUAAAACCUUCUAAUUUCGUACACUGACUCCUAUGAUUGAGAGCUAAUGAGGGUAGAUGGAGUUUUUAGUUUUUUUCUGAGAUUUUUUUUUUACUCAUUCAAAAAUGAGAAACAUUAUCCUCUAUGAUUUGGUUUUGUUUGCCAUUUCUUUUAAAGAUAUUAACUGAUCCCCAAAGGCUGUCGAGGAUUGUGCUCAAAUGCAUAACUGUCUCUGUGCUAUUCAUUCAGGGGAUUGCAACAUUUUUUCAUGAUUCAUGGUCAUUUACUCUUUCUUGGUAUAGCCUAGUACUUGGAUUAACUUAAUAUUUUUUUUUAACCAGUUUUAAAUAUUAUAUACCGUCUGUAUGCAGGUCCUUGAACUGUGUAAUGCAUCACCAAGAGAAUAUACCUGUAUUUUUACUUCUGGAGCAACUGCAGGGCUCAAAUUGGUGGGAGAAGCCUUUCCUUGGAGCAAAGAAAGCUGCUACAUGUAUACGAUUGAGAACCAUAAUAGUGUUCUUGGGAUCAGAGAGUAUCUUUCCCUUGAGAGAUUCUAUGUGUUUCCAUGUUCAUUUGUGUUUGGGAAUAUGCAUGUGCAUGCUUAAUAUGGAUAUUCCUUCUGGGUUUUAAAAAUUAAAAUUGAAAUAUUUAUUACUCUUAAUUUUUUAGUAUAUAUAAAGUUUAUGAAAAGUUAUAAAGUACUCCUGAAGAGAACAGGAGUAAUAUGUUAUGUCAUUUAAAGAAAUCAUUUGCUGAAGGUUUUUAUGCAUUUCUAUAGUGGAGAUGAAAAAGUGAGAGGCAUCAGCCAUCAUAUCUUCUUUGCAGGCUUCCAAUGAUAACUAUGAUGGCUGAUGGCCUGCAAAGAAGAUCAGGUUUAAUCUCUCAAAAAGGAAAAUUUCAAAAAGGAUAUGUCAUUUGCUUUAUCAUGUCAUUCUGAGAAGAUCAGGUUUAAUCUCUCAAAAAAAAAAAUUCAAUACCUGAUCUUCUCAGAAUCAGGCCAGACCGAUUUUAGAAACUUAUAAUUUGCUUUGUUUCCUGCACUUUAUCAGUCUUUGCCCAAUUUUUAAAACAUUGAACACUGGAAAUCGUUUUUCAUCUCUUAUUUUAGCUUUCCUGUGGAUUGCUUCCCUUCUGUUUUUUGUGCCUAACCUAUCAGAUGAACAUCCUAAAAUUCGGUGCUUGAGUAACUUCCUCGUACCUUUAUUAAGUUUCCUAAAUCAGCAUUUCCUUGGCAAAAUUUGGGAAAAUCUUUUUGCUUCGCAUUUUCCUAGCGAUCUCAGUUCAUCAUCAUGCUUUCUGAUUCACCAGAUUUCUUUCAAUUGACCUUCUUUACUGUUAUUUUGCUUGAAUUUCCAUUCCACAUCAUUCCAAAUGCUUGAAUUUCCUCACGCUUUACACUGAUUCCUUAGUUAUGAUGUACUAGUUGUCUUCUUUUAGGUCGGUGUGGUAUUUUUAGGUGGGGAUGUAGAUGAACACUUCAAAACUUUUUUCUAUGAGAAAUUUGCUGUUAUGUUGCUCAUGCAUUUUCUCUGACUUUACAGGUUCUCUUGCAUGUGAUAUAGUUGGGAAGUAGAUAUUAAUUGCAUGCUCGGUUGAUUAAUAGUAAUCCGCCUAGAUUACUGGACAUUUUUUUUAGUGCUCACAAAUUUGUUUUGCUGAGACGUUGAAUCAAUGAUAAGGGUGGAGAAUUUAUUGGACGAUGGAAGUUGGUGUGAUCCAUUUCUUCUCCUUACCUAGGUGCUAUCUGUUUAAGUGAAAAAUUCUUCAACCUAAAAGCCUCAUCUUGCCUGAGUCUUGGCAUCUUGAGUUGGGGGGGGGAGGGGGGGGGGAUUAGGUGUAUGACACCCAUGUCUUGGUGUAACAGGUGCCUUUUAAUUUCUCUUUUUUUUUAUAAAAUUCUGAUAAUUGAGACCAUGAGAAUCCUGCAAAAAAGUGUUUCAUGAGUAAAUGUUGAGCGGCUACAUGUACCAUGUUCUGAGGUUGUAUCCUGUUUAAUAUUAGAAUGUUCAUUUCAUGUUUUCUUUUGUGUAUCCUUAAUUUCUCUGUAGAUAUGCUCUUGAGCACGGUGCUUCGGCUCUGGCAGUGGAUAUUGAAGAUUGCAAGCUUCAUACUGGAUUUUCUGCGUCCUAUGAUUCCAUUGAUAUUUCAAAGCACCCUGUACAAAGGAGGGCUGCACUGAGAUCUUCGGACGGAUCUCUAAAUGGUAAAAAGGCAGAUAGUAGUGGAUCAUCAAAAAAUGGAAAAAGUCCCGGUGUAUUAUUUUCAUGAUGUUUUUAUUACAAUACCACAUUGCAAGAGACAAGUUGAACCAUUUGGUGAUAUAGUGUCACUUAGCUUUGACGUGGACAACCAGUAUAUUUUACCUCAUCAUUUAGUUUGUUUGUUACAAAAUGGAAAUACUUUCAUAUAGUCUCUAUUUUUCGUAAACAAAAUUAUGGAUUGGAUAAUUGAGAUAUUUAUGUUCUGUGAAGAAGAAGAUAUGGAAAUUUCACGGAAAUGAUAGUAUUAGGUGUGAAUGCAUCGAAUAUAAUUGCUUUGAGCAUCUUUUUUACAUCUUGUACGCUAUUGAUGUAGGUGAAGUUUUCAAUCUGUUUGCCUUCCCUUCGGAGUGCAAUUUCUCUGGUCGGAAGUUUCAUCUUGAUUUGGUUGAAAUCAUCAAGGGAAAUGCGGGGAAAAUUUUGGAAGGCUCAACAAAAUGCAAGUGUGUUGAAUUUUUUUACUUUAAAGUGAUAUUUUUAUCUCUUAUUUAAUCCCAUUUUCAUUUAUCUAGACAAACUAGUGAAAUUUUUAGAUACACUUGUAUGUUUGUGGUUUCUACUUUGAAGUUUUCUGAUACUUUCUUAAAGGAUAUCAUGAAGGCUGUGAAACCACAAGGUUUAUAUUCAUCAUUUAAUAUAUUUGAAUAGUGUUACGGCGGUUACUGAUUUUCUUUGUGAACAGCUGAGGGGAUGAUAAAUGACGCAACAUACAUGAAGGAUUGACUGGCUUAUUUGUGCCCUGGCAGGGCUCAGUAAUGACUCAAAGUCCAGUGGGCAUGCUUAGAAAAGAUCAAGAAAUAGAAAGCGUGCAGGGAAUUGGUGGGUGGGAGGAGAAGACAACUAGGCCAGGAUGGAGAAGCAUUAGCAGAAGGGAUGAGUGGGAGGAGAAAGCACACUAGAGCCGGUUGGUGAAGAUCAGUUGCAGCUGCUGAUGACCUGUGAUCUGUACCAAAAUUCUUUUUCUGAGGAGUAAAUUUAUGUGUAAGGUUGGCAGGAAAUAGUUAGAGGACUAGAGCAUGCAUGCAUUCCGAUUGAUAGCUAGCCUUUUGGUCGCAAUGGGUUCCGAAUCAUCAACAAUGGUCGCUUCAUGUUGCUCCAAACUCCCGGUUUAGAGGGAGAGCCACGUGUUUGGUCGUUCUUAUUAAUGAUGGAGCGAUUACUAGAUGGAUAAGUAACAUAUGAAGACAUGCAUAGAUUAUGUCAUGGUAGAAAUGCAUUUUUUGAUAUCAUGAUAGAGAAAAAAUUGUCACUCAUCUCUAAAUUUCAAAGUCAGGCAAUUUGGAGAUGGAUGGAAGCAAGCGGACAUUGUAAUUGCUCUAAUUUAUCAGAAAGAAUAUGGAGAUCCAGUUGUGUUUAGCUGCUAAAAGUAAAUAUUAAGAAAAAUAAAGCAGAAUCAGAAGAAGAGCCAGAUGAACCGGCUUGUCUUUGGACUUUCUUAAAAGCUUAAGAUAAUCCUAAUAUUGUGUUAUGAAUGAAGAAAACAGAUUGGUUGGAGAAUAAUUUGCAAGUAGAGAAAUAGGACAAUAAUGGUUUUAAGAAUAAUUGUGCGAUGCCAAAAAUUAGCAAAGAGAAAUCGAGUCUCUGAGGAAUAAGAUAGGGCUGCUUUUUAUUAGUAAAUGCAUGAAAUAAUAGAUUCUGCGCAGUUUAUGCCUCACUAAUGGUUUACUUAAGGCAUGUAGCCUGUUAAGAAAGUUUAGAGAUUUCUCCAUGUGAUUUGCUAAAGAGGUGUUUGCUUACAUUGUACUUAAAAAGUUAUAGCAAUGAAUUAUAUGGUAAAGCUGCUGUUAAUGACACUCAUGGGAGUAGACAGUUGUGGAGGUGGGACAUGGUAGGAGGCAAUCAAAACAAUACAUAUAUACUCAUGUAAGGAUCAGAUAAAGGAUAAAUUCUAUGUAUCUUGCCAGGGAAUUCCAAAUGUUUUUUUUAUUAUAUUUGAUCAUCUCUAGAUGUUCUGCACACAUCAUGAUGACUUGUCGCAUCAUUACAAUUUUGGUAUUUUAUAUAAUUUGGAGUUAUAUGAAAGAUGAUUGAUUGUGAUGAUUAAUUACUAUUUUUGGUGUUACUAUUACCAAAGUAGUGAUGGUGGAGAUACGAAUUAACAGCAUUAAUAUCAGCUUCAUUUCCUUCUAUUUCAACUUCACUUGCGAUCACUCAUUUUUCAGAAACAGACACUCAUUACUUGAGAUAUAAUCAUUGACAUCAUGUACAUGUCUUGAUUAGCAUUAGACACAUCAAUGAAAUGCAUUGUCCACAUGCAAGGGGAUGAACACAGGAUUCUUUAAAUCUACCAUUUUUAUUAACAACAUCAUUUAUCAUUUUGGUUUUCUUUAAUUUUAUUUUGUGAUGUGGCAUGGUAAUAUAUAUCUGCAUCUGUUGAAUAAGAGUUCCCAUAUCGUGUUAUUGUUUCUGGUUUGAUCACCAUCUUCCAUAAAUUUGCAUUCUAUUGCUGUACUUUCUAAGAAAACUGAUCUACAGGUUGUAUUUUCUUUCUUGGCAUUAAUGCUCCUCUUUUUUUCAUCUUCUUUGAUUUUUCCUAUCAUUAUAACAGUUGAUUAGAAAGUUUUCUACACAAUUUAUUUUGUUGAGGCAGUGGGAGAUGGAUGGUUUUAAUUGAUGCUUCAAAGGGAUGUGCUACUGAACCACCAGAUUUAUCUAGGUUCCCAGCUGAUUUUAUUGUUAUUUCGUUCUACAAGGUAUCUGUUGAUGUCCAUUAGCCAGAAUCUAUUCAUUUUUCUGUUUGCAUUAUUGUUUGCAUACCGUAUCCAGUCAGUUUUUACAUCCUGUUUCUUUUUUGAUUCUCAUUUAGAUGUUUGGCUAUCCAACUGGGCUUGGUGCUUUAAUUAUUCGUCAAGGUACAGUUCAGUAUCACUACUGUUUUCACUUGUUUAAUUGUCCAUCAUAUGUCGACUGGUAAAAAUAAAGCAGAAUCUGGAUUUAUUGACCUAAAAUACAACUCAAAAACCAAUAGGAUACAGUCAGGGUCCUUAUGUCAAUGCUACAAUCCUUGUUAACUCCAUUGAUUUAUGCUAAUAUUCUCCAUUGUUGAUUGCAUCGGGCUAUUUCAUUUCUCUUUUAACAGAUAUUCAACCAUGCUAGUCAAGUGAUUUUUGUUUUCAUUUGUCUGAAGAAUAUUCCUGAAAUGAUGGAGUUGACAUGUAAUCAUCAUGUAGGAGUAGACUGGGAAAGAUUCAACUGCUGAACAUUUUUUCUUGAGUAUCUCCUUGAUUCCUGGGGUUCCUUGUCUAAACUCUUUUGACUCUGUAGCUUUCCUGUAGGAUUCCAUGGACUGGUCAGUACUCCCUUUUGAUGCUUCUGGUUCUUCAUUGUACUAUAGGCAUCAAAUCUCCAAAUGAUGUUAUUUGAUUCAAUGAUAACGUUUUUGAGAAUUUCGUACUAGAUCUGGGAGUCUCUUAUUCAAAGAUAGAAUUCUGUGAGUCGGUUUUUUUUCAAGUCCAUACUUGUCUUUCUAAGUCACGUUCUUGAUGGGCAUUGCUCAGCUGACUAGUCUUUUACUGCAGAGCCUCUCCAAUUAGGAUACCAUGAUGAAUGUAGAUGUCACCAUUCUUAGGAAUUUAUAUUUCUUAACCUUUCUUGAAGUCAUCUGAAUACACGAAUCUCAUGAAUUUUUCAUUUUUAACCAGAAUAUUUGAAGGCAUAUUAACCUGGUUACCCUUUUUUCCAGUAUCAAUAAUGUAUCGUUUUUCUAUUUGACUAAAUUCAGAUUUUUUUUUUCCUGUUACUGCUCAGAUGCUGCCAAAUGGCUAAGAAAGACAUAUUUUAGUGGAGGUCUGUAACUGGAUUCUCUGUUGAUUUUUGUAUCGGUUGAUGGGCUUGAUAGCAUGUGCUUACGUCUUCUCUUUCUCCAGGUACAGUAUUGGCUUCCAUAGCCAGUAUGGACUUUGUCAAGAGGAGGGAGAGCGUUGAACAGUUGUUUGAAGAUGGAACUCUGUCAUUUUUGAGUAUAGCAUCCAUUCGCCAUGGAUUUAGAAUAAUCAACUCGCUUACUAUGUGUGCAAUUAGAAGGUAAGAUGGUGCUUGGUUUUAUAUAGAUAUGGACAAUUUUGAACGAUAUCAUUUUAUUUGUAAUUAGUGGACAACGGAGUGGGAAGAAACGCAAAACUGUUAUUGGGAGAGUUACGUUUAUUCACACAGCACAUUGACUUCUCAAGUGUUUGUGCUGAUUCCACAAGGAGAUAAAGAAUGAUCGUCAUAUUGAUUAGUCGUGAGGAUACGGGCAUGAUAGGAAACUGAAAAAUAAUAAUGAUCCAGUAUAUACUGACGGUCCAGAAACCCAGCAACCCCAUCCGCCGGUAGUUGAAAAGAAUAGUCCUCAAGAUUCUCUAGCAAUCUGGGACUUUUGUCGCUUCAUGUUUAGCUUGCUCUAUGCAAGAUUUAGUUGGUUUCUAUAUGGUCAUUUGAUUAAUAUUUUUUACCAUGAUCUCCUGAAUGCACGUGGGGGAGACAGAGUCAGCUGGGAUCUAGCUUCUUAUUGAUCAAAAGUUGAGCAUUUCAUUGUGCAGCAGGGGCUGAAACGCCUGCAACUCGAGUUGCAGCAAACCAAGAAACUUUAAUAAACAAAAUAGAGGGAGAAGACGAGCAGGGAUGUGCAUUAGAGAGGAGAGGAUAGGGAGGGGGGUGGCAGCAGAUCCGAAGCUUGCCUUCCACACAGGUGACGGCUCACAUCCAUUGCCAAGGAAGAUGGCACCGGCGAUGGUUGAAGUUAGUUUAUGACUUACCCUGAACAAGAAAUCUUGUCAAUAUUGACAACUCUGUAUUCAAUUAUGCCACAAUCUAGAAAAAAGGUUAGAUAUUGAGGACAUGCAACAAUCAUUUUGUGCUAAGCAGCUUGCUUCUCCAAGCUAUUUUUCGUUUUUUGUCAUUAGUUGAGCAUGCUUGAUAUGUUUACUGUAGAUUGAGCGGCAGUGUUAGUGAUGUAAGUGGGCUUUACUAUAAUACCUGCAGUUGAUCUUCUGUCAUCGUGUGAUUCAAUCUUUUAAAUAGUCACUUGGCAAUCAAUCUGCCUGUAUUAAGAUAUAGAAUAAAAUUUACUUGUCUUUGAGCUGGAGCUAAAACAAUGUAAAAUCUUAUCAAAAGUUUUCAGAUAAUUACUCCAUGAGUGCGAUAACUAUGUAUUCCUUGAAUAAUUCUAUGAUAGAAAAUUGUCUUCUCAUUAUCAUGGGCGAUCACCAUGCCUUCCCGAGAGAAAAACUUCUGAUCCUUUUAUUUUAAAAAAAUAAAGUGUGGCUGUUACUGCUUUGCUUAUAUCAAUAACUGGCCAAGUCAUCCUGAUAUAUUCACGCUUGUGAAGACUACUUUGUGUUAUGUAUUACUCUCUUCAAUUUUGACACAAUCUCGUGCCAUGUAUCUAGGUGCGCUUUGCACAAUCACCAUGGCCUCCCUGGCUGACUAACCUUCACCAAUCGUCAUCUUAAUAGUUUUUUCUGCCACAUUACUUGCCGGUAUCUUCUUCCUUUCAAUUGUCCUUCUGAAGUUUGUGUCCUCCACUGAAACCUGGCCGUUCCAUUGUUCAACAAAACUACUAAAUGGACAUUAGAAUCUAAGUUCAAAGUAAUCUUUGUCUUCUUCCCCAAGAACAUGCCAUUACAGAUGUUUCAGUGAAAGACAUGAUACAUGCAUCGUAUCUAUUAGUUCAAAGCAAAGUCCUUGUCGAAGCCAAUCUGAAAUUUUAAAAUUCGAUUUCCUUAAACGUCUUUCAGAUUCCUUUUUCUUGUUCUGAAGUACUGUGUCACUCUAUCAUAGUGUGUAGGAACACAAUCCUCCGAUUUACCUCGUAAAAUACUGCAGUAAUAACAAGAAUUUUCAAUGUGUGGAUUUCAAAAACUAGUUGGUAAACACUGGGAGCGUUCUUCUUUUGGGCAUACGUUCCUUCUGGGCAUGGAGCCUGCAAUUUGUAUAAAAACAUUAUAUGAGCAGAUUCCUACAGAAACUUGGAAUGAGAGGACCUUGGGCUUCAGGGUUAUCUAAAGGUUCUAGUUGAAAUGGUUAGAAUUCAUUAUGGUACCAUGAUGAGGCCAAAAGUGGUAUCUUGAUUGUUUUUGGUGUUUCAAAACUCCGAGAGAGAAUGUAUGACGCCAUUCUGGUGAGUGGCUACCAGAGGCGAUCAAUUCAAUAGGUUGCUGGACUUAUCAAGGAGAUGGAAGGAUGGCCUACCAGACAGGUAACUGAAAAGGAAGUUAUUUCAUAAUUUGGAAGACGGCUAUCUGGAAACAAUGAUCGGAAAGGCAGUGAUCUAUUGUCUGUAAUGCCAACCAAAAGAACGAGCUGACUGAAAUUGUUUGAAUUUGUCUAUGGUUUGUGACUAAAAGGGAUAACAUCAUGGUGUGAGAGUAUAGUACAUCCUUUAGCAGUGUAUAUGGAAGGGGGACAACACAGAAGUAUUAAACCUGCUGAUUAAGAAGAAUAUGUGGAGCAUUUCUUGUCUACAUAUUGGACAUCAUGUAGAUGUCAUAAGAAAGUAGGGCUUAAUAAAGACCCGUUGAGGGCUGUUGGGUUUAGUAGUCUAGUAGUGAUCCAUGCAUAUUGGAGCUGAAGAAAUGGUCAUAUUGGAUUCACAUUAUUCAGGGUCAGCUGAAAACAACGUGCUUCUGUUUGAAAUAUUGUCAGAAAUUCAGCGGCUUAAUUUUAAUUUUUUUUGUUUAGGUUAUUUAUUGGUGCUUUAAUGUUUUCACAAUUUAUUUUUUCUGCUGCUUUUUUGUGUUGAAAGGGUUUAUCCUGGAUAAGUUUUUUUUUUGUUCUGUCUGAGUAUCUUUUUAUAUAAAGCAUUUUUGAGGCUGGUUUGUAUUUGCUCGAAAAUUGGUAAGGAAGCAAAAGUUUUCUGGGGAUGUCUUGUCAUAAUGUAGUUUUCUUCAUUACAGUUACUAGAGCGAGCAUACUUAGGGUUGAAAUUCGGUUUGAGUUACCAUGCAUGAGUCACAAAUUCCAAUGUAGGAGGUCAGAAUUGAUCAUUACUGUAUUACAUAGUGUGCAUCUAUUUUAUUCACUCUGAAGAAAUAGGGGGAAUUCGGCUAAGUAAUAUAAAAUCUAUGUUUUAAAAUUGUAGAUGUCUCACAACAUGUGCUACUAUUAUUUCUUGUUCCGACUUCAGAUUAUGAUUUGAUGUCGUUGUUAUUUUCCAUUGGUUUGUUUUUUUGAAAUAUUUCAUUAUUUGAAUUUUGAAGACAUACCGCAUCUCUUGCCACUUUUGUGAGGAAGACACUCAUGCAACUGAGACAUGGGAAUAGAGCUAAGGUUUGCGUAAUUUAUGGAAGAAAUAUUGCAGAGGUUAGUGUUCGUAUCUUACUGGUUGAAUAACUUGGUGAAAGUCUUUUUUAUUGCUUUGGUUUUCUCUGAUUUCUCUAGGAAGGCCAUUUUUUGUUUGGAACUGAAUGAUAUGCAUGAAGUUUAAGUUUACCUCUGUUGGAUGAAAGGAUAUGUAAAAUAAUGUGAUUAUAUUUUAUAUUAAAUAUUUUUAUUUUAUCUAAUAAAAAUAUUUAUUCAAUUGAAGGGAAAUAAUUCAUAAUUAUCAGGUUUGGCUUAUUACACUCGUUAUCAAUUUAUUUUUCACUUGGAAAUUCUUAUGCUUUUAGAAUCGAACAGUAAGCCCUGUUUUUAGGUUGUAUGCCCUGUUUGCAUUGUCAACAUAUUUGAGUUAUAAAGUUGUCAGGUACUUGAAGGGCCUUGUACGAAAAAAUUAAAUUGUGCUGUCAAACUAGUGUGCCUCUCUCUCUCUCUCUCUCUCUCUCUUUGGAAUUAAUAUGUUGAGAUGUGGUGUUGUACCUCGAGACAAAAUGAUGAGUGAUGUAGAAGUGGGAGGCCUAAAGGUCUCAGCUCAGAAGGGCUGAAAGGGUAAAGCGUGGAAGGUUCAAAUGGGCUGUCUUGAUGGUCUAUUAGGCUAAACACUCGUUCUCUUUUGUUAGGUAUUCUCUAGGUCGUUGUAAUUUGAUUCCUAUGCAGAUCGAACUAGCUAAAUGUUCACAUGUAUAUUUUUUCCCCUCUACUCCAUCCAAGAAAUCUGUUAAUGUGCAUGCACUGCAUUGAGGACUGCAUAUGGCUUUUUACUCCUAGAGAUUUAACUUCAUUUGUUUCAUGGAAUAACUCAUGUUUUCUCUUACCUUGUAUUUUUUUUCUUUAUGAAAUCAUGAACAAAGUUGCUUGAAACCAUUUUAUUUAUUAUAUUUUUUUAAUUUUAUGAUAUCAAGUGGCAGACCAUUAUUAUCUUGUGUUAUCUUUGCACAUGUCAUCUUCUUCAUAUUACUCUAACCUUUUUUUAAUAUGGUAAAUUGUACAUCAGUUGGGCAGGCAAAUCUCUAGUUCCCUGGAUACAUGUUUCUAUGUUGUGUUUAUUUUUUACUAGAACUCUGCACUGUGAUUUACGGUUCUGUUGUUACAUAUCUGCUGUCUUUUCCAGAGCAUCAUCAUCUAGUUAUAGGAAUUAAUAAAAUUAAAAUAUUUUAGUUAGUUUCCAAUUUUUGUAUAGUCAUUCAGUCAAAAAUCAAUUUUUGGGAACUGAUUCCGUUUGUUAUUAACCAGAUUUCAUAUCGGGGCUUGGGCCCUACUAUUGCAUUCAACUUGAAAAGACCAGAUGGGUCUUGGUUUGGAUAUCGUGAGGUGGAAAAUCUGGCAUCUUUGUCUGGGAUUCAGUUGCGGGUAAAUGAACCAGUUUCGGUAUUUCUUGAUUCUAAUUUAUAUAUUUCUAGUGCCUAUUAUUUGAUGAGGAACGUAGAAAUAUGUUCUUUAUGUAUUCAUUCUUGGGCGGCUAUUAAAACAGCAUUCAUGCUUGCAUGUAGUAUUUUUUUUGUGGUUCUCUCACCUAGCAUGAAUUCUAUUAUCAUUUCUGAACGCUCAAACCCUAAGUUCCAUUUUUUAAAGAAGGCAAUGCCACAUCAUCAUUAAAUUAGGGGAAAGUGAGGGAUGCAUUCCAUGAGCUCUCAGAAAUUUUUUGUGCUUCAACUAUGUACAACACAAAGAUUGCACACGGCAUACUACUAACCCAAAACAACUGAUCUGGUCUUUUGUUAUUUCACAUAGGCAAUUAAACACUAUAUGAGAAAAUAAGUGUUUGUUUCUUUCACUUCAAAUGGUCCAAAGGCUGGCAUCAGUGAUAACUAGACUGGUAAUGCCCAUUAGGGUAAUGUUGGGUCCAAGUGUGUGUUGGACCCUCUCUCUUCUCUUGUUUGACAAUAGGAGGGAAGAGGAUCGCUGCUGUACUCUUUGUCUCCUUGGAAGUAGGAUAAGCUCCUCUGAGCAUCAAUUAAAUUUGCAAUGCAUUUAUUUGCAAUGAUGAAAACUAUGCAGCGGUGGAUAUACAGUGGAAAGAAACUCUGCUUGUCAUAUGGCAAGUACAAGGGCCACGAAAUAAGGAGACUACCUAACAAAAUAGGAAACCGAUCAACUAAGAGCCAAACUCCUGAGUAUACAUUAUUUACCAUGGUAUAUAAUCACAGACAGAUCGUGUCCUAUGCAAGGUUCUUUAUGCUGAAAUGCUUUAGUUUGGUGCCCCGUUUCUGAUAACAUGAUGUGCUGACUUAAUUAAUUCCGUUAUUUAUUGCACGAAAUAUCUUUGCAAAUCUUACUGAGUGCUGUGCAUUGACGCUAGAUUUUUAACUUUUCCAGUCUUCUUCUCCUUGCGACUUGUUCUAAAUCUUCAAUAGCACCUUCCUCUUGCUCACAAAUAGUCAACACCCUUUGUCAUAAUUAACAUGGGGUUGUGCCUCUCUAAAGAGAGGCUAGAUUUUUUUUUAUUAAAGCCCAUUCUGCAUUACCUGUCCCUUUGAUUUCCAUACUGGGUCCAAAAAAAUCAUAAAAAAUAAAUUUCCAUUUAUAAGAGAAAAGGUUUGUCUUUCUUUGUUGAACUUUUGAUUCAAAGAUGAGACGUCUUUGCUUUCAUGAAAAAUAAAAAAUGGUAAUACAUCGGAUAAUGGACAGAAAAACCUUCAGAAAAUAAGCUUCCAUCUUAAAGAUAAAAAAAAUUGGUUUUCGUCGACCUCUUGAAUUAAUGAAAGCAAAUGUCUUUGCUCUGCAUCAAAUUCGCAGAUACUUCUGGAAUUGUUAAAAUCAUGUGCAAAGGUGAUCUUUUGACAAACUUCUUUCUCUAAUGUUAUAUGUAGACUGGCUGUUUUUGCAACCCAGGUGCAUGUGGGAAAUAUCUUGGUCUUUCAGAAUCAGAUCUUAUGUCCAAUUUUGAGGUAAAUUAUGCAAACACUAGUUUUCUUCCUAGCCUUUUGUUGAUGAAUCAUUAUGGUACGCCAAGGUUCAGUGAUAUACUCAGGUAAGUCAGCUAUACUUCGCUAAUGAGAUGUUUUUGCAGGCAGGACAUGUCUGUUGGGAUGACUGUGACAUACUGCGUGGAAAACCAACUGGGGCUGUUAGGAUAUCCUUUGGUUAUAUGUCAGUGCUUGAGGAUGCGAGGGUAACCUGUUCUUUUCACGUCUAUGUGACAUUCAUAGUUGAAAGUAGGGAAAUUAAAUACUCUGCGUCCGUUUUCUAUUCCAUUGGUUCGUGAUUUCUCUAGCUAUUAUACACUUAGUUCAUGUAUUUCGACAGUGGCUAAGAUGCAAUUUGUGUCCUUGUCAUGUCAAAUGGCUUUGUAUUUUAAUGGAAACACUUUCUGUCGGUUAUCUUUUCUGGAAAUGAUUAUCUACUUUUCAUUUUUGAAAGUAAUGGACUGACAAAAGAAGGCAUUUUCUGGAAAUGGCAGGACUCACUGACUGUUCAUUUUUUAUUAUAUUUUCAACGGAUAAAGGCUACUCGAAAUCAGAAUAUAAAAAAUACGAUAAGUUUUCUGCAAUUCAAUGUUCGAACUUACAUUUGAAGGCAGAUUGUAUCAUUGAAUUUCACCAUUGAGCAUAAAGCCUUUUAAGAAAACGAAUAAUAGAGUGGAAAUGAUUUUUGGACUUUAUUCCAGGAGUCAAAACAUUCAGUAUAACAAUUGGAAUCGUUUAGUGAGGAUGAAUAAUCUUUCUCCAGUUUGUUACGUAUUAAAGCGUCAUACAGCAAUGAAGAUGGAGGUGAUGGAAGGUAAAGUUGUAUUGGAUAUCAAGAGCUAUCAUAGAACUCGCCAUAAUAACGUUAUCCAACAUUAAACUAUGUGCUACAAGCAAUUAAAUCUAAUAUGACUUAAAAUUCACUGAAAUCUGCUUGUUUGUUACCUUUUCUUUCCUAAUCAACUUCUCCGCACUUUUCUUUUAUUAUUUACUAAUUUAGAAAGAGGGAGCUAGACCCUAGUUUCCUACACAAGUCAUAAAAUUUGAUGAGACAUUCUAUGAUAAAAUAUUGUCAUCUUCGUCUUUUUUAUCGUUGUUUGGAAUAAUUCACUCGUCUACCCAUUAUGUGUUGUAUUUAUUUAUCUGAAAAUGGCUUGUGGAAAUGUCUUAAGGUUUUACACGUGUCCUGGACGUUUUCCACCAAAUUCAAUCCAGACUAAUAAUGCGUGUACAUAUUUUUCAAUAUUUUAUUUGGCUCCUUAUCUUAUUUUCGGUCCAUCUCUUUGAAUUUCUAACAUUUUUUUUGAGACCAUCCUUUUAAAUAGUUUUGAUUUUUAUUAUUAGACAAUCCUUUUUUUUGAGGGUUUUUUUUUUCUCUUGAUCAGAAAUUUUUGAAGUUUGUAGAAAAUUCUUUCGUAUCAAAAAGAAAUUCGCUUGGAGAAGAACAUGCACUGGAAAGUAAAUUAAUUCCUUUCUCAGGUAAUUUUUUUGUUUCGAACAUUAUUUUACUGCUGAAAAAAAUGUGAGGAUCAACAACAGAUUGCGAGAUAAAUGAUAGUUGGAGUCUGAAGACUAUUUUUCGGAACUACUUAGAGCGUAGAGCUUUGUAAAUUGGUAGAAUCUCAAUUCUUGAUAAUGAAAUAAUCUAACGAACAACCAUGUUGUUUUGAGUGAUUCGUGACAUUUGAAGUGUGUCAUUUACCUCAUUUUAAUGGCCAUUUAGUAAUAUAUUGGCCUGUUGCUGCAUGAUGCCUAGUCAGUGAAGGCAAAAUUUAAUGCAUAAAGUUGUUCUUUGCUUUUCUUAUACACCACAUAGUUUUCCUGACACCUCAUUUCUUUGAGUAUGAAUAUCAAUGUUUCGCUUUUACAUACGCUCACAUUAUUUUUCUACCUGACGGGACAUGAUUGAUACUAUGUUUUGUCGAAUGUUUUAAAUGUUGUUAAUUUACUCACAGUAAGUGACCAAUCUUGCCAAGUUGAGUGUGCCACUAGUCUUUGAUACUGCCUAGCUCAAUUGGUGAUCCAAUCACCCAUUUUAGAUUGGUCUCUGGUUAAUGACGUCACUGUUCAAAAGAUUGGAACUUUGAGGUUUGGGUGCAAAGUGCCAUUGAUGUGAUCUUGAUAGCUGUGUUUCUAGAUUUUCAAUAUGUGAAUUCUAUGGUGCCUUUCAACAUUUUCAAAUUGAAUUUUUAUUUAACAUUUAAUUACGUAAAACUUAUUCAGUAUUAUAUCUGUAAAAAAAUCGGUCUAUUCAGCUUAAUAUAAAUUUUGCAAGUAAACGUCUGCACAUUAAUCACAGCAUUUAAUUGAUCUACUCUGAUGUGAGACAGAUCUGACAUGUCUCCUCAUAUGGAGGCUGACUUUUUUAUGUCAUGCUACAUGGACAGUACUAAGUACAUUUUGACCGCAGCAGAUGGCCAAACUUCAGAUCAGUUAGAUUCAACUCUAUGCAUCGUAACCGAGGGGAUCAAUUAUUUCAAUAAGCACAAUGCUACUUAAACAGUAUCAUUUUUGUACAGGAGUAUAGAAAAAGGAAAAGUACUAUGCUCCCGCUCCCACAUUUUUCCCCUCCCUCACUCUGGGUUCAACUCUGUUAAUUUAACCUUGUUAAUUUUCUGAUCCAGAUUGGAAACAACCAGGAUUUCCGGUUAUUAGCUCCAAUGCUCUCUUUUUCUUGUUUUAAGAUGAUCAUCCAGAUUAUUUUGACAUGUCUUCAUCAAAGUGACAUGAGAAAAUGCAUAAAUAAUCGUUCUCAUUACUUAAGAUUCUCUGAGAGCUUUAUGCCCUGAUCGUCUAGGUAGUGAGACUGUUUCAUCCCUCAACAGUAUGCUCCAACAGAGAGCCAGUGAGUGAAGAAUUCUCGGUACUUGACUUUUGUUGCAUACCUUCUGUUGGAAGUUCUAGGUCGUAGGGAAAUAAUGUAAUAAAUUGAGGGUGUUUUUUGAAAAUUUGUCUAGGGUUUCUCCCUAUAUUAAGGGGUGUAAUAGUUGAACGGAAUUGAGGCGGUUUCCACUGUUCUCCCCUCUGUCCUCCGUGAUAGAGGGUUCUCUCAAUUUUCUACACCUUGGAUGGACUAAAACUCCACAGUUGAAUGUGUACAUCUUGAGAUUUCAUAAUCUACGCAAUCAGGCAAAUAUCCAAUAUGUCAAUGUCGUCAGCCUCUAGAAAUCAAUAUUGUUUGGUUAUUUUAUCAGAAAAUGUAAGUUAUCUUUUCCUUCAGUGGUGUGGAUACAGUUGCCUUCUGCUGACUGAACCUGAGCAUCACAGAGAACAAACCGCCUGUCGCUCAUCAUUUUGUAUAGGAGUUUUUGGUGUUCUAGUCUCUGAUCAUGUUCUGUUAUAUUUUGCCUUUUAUCUUAUUUUUUUCAAUUUUCUGAAAUUCUUUGAUGACGCUUAUUGCUCAUUUAAGUUUAAGUGCAUCACUUAUAGCCCAAGUUUUCGAACAUUUUGUUAGAAAUAAUUAUUAAUUUUUUCAGUGAACAAUUAUUCAUGAAGCUUCCUUUUGUUCUUCGCAUUUUUAAGCUAUGCUUUUAUUUUUCCUCUUUAUACUUAUGUUAGUAGGAUGCGCUUUUAAUCAUUCCAUCUGCCGGUUUUAUUUUCUUGUUCUUACAGCUAGCUUGCGGGAACCAGAAACCAGAGGCAUUUAUCUGAAGUCUAUCACUAUUUACCCAAUAAAAUCUUGUGCUGGAUUUAGUACAGAUAGUUGGCCUCUAAGCUGCACUGGUUUGUGUCUUCUACUUCCAUUUCCAAUUCUCUGUUUAGCCACAUGCAAAUCUGAUGUCACUCGCUACAUUGUUUAUUAUUUCUUUUCCGGCUUCUUGAACCUAGGACGCUCAAAACACUAGUUUUAAGACCCCCUACUAACUGAAUUUAGACGUUCCACGAGCUUCAUAUUAUUAGAUAUAAAUUCUCUUUUCAAAUUUUGUUUUCUUGCUGUUGACUAAUGGACAGUUAAUGAUGCUAGUCACCUGCCUAUCAUUAAUAGGAGUUGAUACUUUUAUCCCUCAUCAGAGGUGCAUAGAAACAAAUUAGGCUGACCGAGCUCCAUCCUCUUCUAAGGGCUGGUCGAUCCCCAGGGAUCUCCCUUUAGAGGUUUUUCAUCCCCAGUUUAGGGCCACCUGGGCCGUCUCAAAACCCCUCCAGGGAUCUCUCUUCGGAUGUGCUUUAGUUCAACGUUCUUUUCUGCAUAGACAAGCCAUCCCAAUUCAGACUCAGUUGGUGGGUUUGCUGAGGCUGACUUGAUUCCCCUAGGGAAGACUAGUCUUGUUUAGUCCAGGCACCGACAAUAUCUCACCUUGAUAGGUGGAGCAGUCUGGCCUUAUUGAAUCCAUCUUUGGGUGGCUGCUUAAGCCUAAGCUAAUAGAAAUUCUAUCUCAGGUCGAACUGUACGUUGAAGAGUGAGGAGGGUUUUUUUUUAAUUUUUAAUUUUUUUCUUCAUUCAUCUGAAUAAUGGGCGAAAUAAGGUUUAUUGACAUCAUUUAGAAAGGAACACCCUAUUAUUUUAGACAGCAGAUAAGUAACCUUGUUGUCUGUAAAAAUGAACAGCCUAUUGACCUAAGGUUCCUAUAUAAAUAAGGUUUUACUAUUAUUUUUUAUUUUCUUAUAAUAUCACUGUUCUAAGGUCAAGACAUGUCAAGCUUUCCUUGUCCACCAUAUUGCAAGGAUGUGAUGAAAGUCAUUUUAAAUUGCUUUACUUGACCACAAUCUCAUAUGGCUAUAUUUGAGUUAAUUUUCAUUUUUAUUGUGAUUAUGCACAGGCUUGAGAUAUGACCGAGAAUGGCUUCUGAAAGCUCCGAGUGGUGAAGUACUUACUCAAAAGAAGGUUAGCCUAUGUCUAUUAGAGCAUUAUCUAAUGAUAACAUUCAUCUCCUCGUAGGUCAUAUUGUUCAAGGUCAUGGUCACUCAUAAAUCCUUCAAUUUCUUAAACAAAGUUAGGUUCAAAUUUGGCUGAAGAUUGCUUUUCUUUUGAUGAUUUUCUGAGAGCCAUUCUUCUUCACCUGUGAUUGAUUUAUUGGUAUCUUAGACGUGAAAGCUUGUUCCAGAUCAAUGACUAUAUUCUUCACUCUAACCUAGGCAUCCAUACUUCUGCAGUCAAUGCUUUGAUAGUUUGGUCUUUCAUAUCCUCUUUGAAAACUAACAGAAUCCCCGGACAUGGAAGUGUAAUUACGCUGGGAAGAAUCCCAGGCCAGAGUUUGUGCACCCCUUUGCUUUGAUCUCUUCAUCUCUCUCACCUUCUUCUUCACAAAAAAAUAAAUAACUCACAUUUUAACAGUAGGUGUUUCCUAUUUUCUUGAAAAGUGACCAAACUAUGGGUGCACAAAGGCACCAAUUUUUUUCCAAACAAAACUUGUGAAGGAAUGAAAUUUAAUUCUUUGGUAUGGUUUAAGUCAGGUAGAAUCCAAAGGCUAAAAUACUAUCUUUAUUUGCUUUGAUGAAUCCCACAGUAUAGUAUGCUUGGACCAUUUUGAGUGUUAGGGUUAUGUGAAAAGGAACGUUGACUGUCAUUUGUGGUUCUACUGUUGACUAUUAUAGUUUUUUUUAAUAAAAUAAAAUUAUUAUAGAAAAUAUUGAUUCUGUGUAAUUUUUUGUAUAAUUAUACAAUUCUGUAUAGUUUUUUAAAGGGGUUAUAAUUUCUUCUUGUUUGGUUUCUGUAACUUUUGCAUGGGUCAAAACAUAAAAGAAUUUGUAUUUUCUUUCAGGUUCCAGAAAUGUCCAAAGUUUCAACAUUUAUUGAUAUAACUCAGGGGGUGCUAAGAUUGGAGUCUCCAAAGUGUGAAGAGAAAUUGGAGAUAUCUAUUGAAAAUCGUGUUAGCCACAGUCCAAGAGAAGAGCUAGAUGUUUAUGGUCAAAGGUGCAUAUCAAAGCGAACCAUAUCCUUCUCUUUAUUCGCUUGCAUUUUGACCCGUCAUUCAGUUAUAUAUAUUAGAGCUUUCCCUCCUGAAAUGAAUCAAAUAGUUUUUUUUUUCUUCUAAUUUUCUCACAAGGUUCUGGCAUUUUUAUUUCAACUAGAGUUGGGUAAUUCUUCCUCAGAUCUGUUACAUAAUCAUACCUUAGAGACUCUUUUAUAAAAAUAUUAAAAUAGAUAAAGGGCGAUCAGUGGAUUACAUCUAUUUGUUAGCGUGUUUGCACUAUUUAAAAUCGAUUUGAAAAAUUCCUCUCACCUCAGUCCAAUGCACUUUCAUCUCCUUUGAGCCCUUCUUGCCUCUAGUUAAGGCAGCUGCGGCAAUUCCCGCAGUAGUCAGUGAACGUUCUCCAGCCUUCAAACUCUACGUUUAUUCAUAGAUUAUUGCAUUUUGUUAUUAUCUGACAUACGCCCUUUUGAUAUUACGGGAAAUCCGUGAUUCAUUUCGAUUUUUAAGUUCAAAAUAAUGCGGGUGAUGAUGAGCAGGCUAUUUUUGCAUUUUGUUAUUAUUUGACAUACACCCUUUUGAUAUUAUGUGAAAUCAGUGAUUCAGUUAUUUUUUUAAGUUAUAAAUAAUAUGGGUGAUGAUGAGCAGGCUAUUUUUGCAUUUUUAUUAUUAUUUGACAUACACCAUUUUGAUAUUAUGUGAAAUCAGUGUUUCAGUUAUAUUUUUCAGUUAGAAAUAAGUUGGGUGAUGGUGAGCAGGCUAUUUACAAGAUCCAUUAAUAAUAGACUGCUUGCACACCAGCAACUCCAAACUCAUUCUCAUCGUUUGAGUCCAGUUUUUCUGAUUCAGUUUGUAUCUUUAUUCAACUUCCAGUUGCCAUAUCCAAAGCACAUGAUUUGUGCCUCCUUAAAAUUAUUCAUCAUUUAAUGUCUUAGCUACUUUGACCAUCUUCCUUAUUAAUCAUUGUCUAUAGGUAUGAAGUUCAGGAAUAUGGCAAAGAAGUCAACGAGUGGUUCAUCACUGCCAUUGCGCGUCCUUGUGUUCUGGUGAGAUGCCAAAGUUUCAAAUAUCAGGAUUGCAGUAAGAAGGGGGACACAGGAAAUGCAUGCAGAGAUGUGAAGACCAAGCUGAAUUUUGUCAAUGAAGCUCAACUACUGUUAAUAUCCUUAGACAGCAUUGGAGACCUGAAUAGCAGAAUAAGAUCAAGUGAGCCACUUAUUCACCUAUGUUUCCUCAAGCUUUGAGAUAUUGUCCCUUGCGAUGAUGAUGAAUGCCCAUCGAAUGGCUGAACCCAUGGGUCAAUCUACCCAUUGACAUAAUUUUAUUCUACUGUAACAUCUAAUAUCGCUUAUUGUUCACCAUAAUCAGCAGCCCAUUUCCUCCAUCUCUUCAUUGCCUGCUUUGUUCUCUUUUUAGUAGGAAUUAGAGUGUUCAGUGAGUCUUUUAUGGGGUAUGUUGCAUUAUUUUCUCGAGUAUUUUAAUCUUUAAUGAUUUCUGAUAUGGUGGAUAUAUUUUCUCCGUUGCAAAAAAAGAAGAAUAAUCUUAUUUUCAUAUUUUUGGAUCCAAUUAUUUUGGCAGAAUAUAUUGAGGAGAAGAAUUUCAGACCAGAGCAGCCCAACACCAUCAACCCAGUGAGGUUCCGUCCCAAUAUUGUCAUCUCAGGAUCACCACCCUAUGCAGAAGAUAGCUGGAGGGGUCUUCAGAUUGGCAGAGCUCAUUUUACUGUAAGAAUUCAUCGCAUGAUUUCUUGGAAUCUUCAGCUGCUUUCAUAAGUAAUGCUAAAUUAGAGUCACCCUGCAAAAUAAGAUUUUUGAAUUAGAAAUAAUGGAAUAUUUCCUACCUAAAAGUAACAUCAAUUGUGAAUUAAACGGGUUUUAGAAAUACAAAAACUAAAAAAUUUCCAAGAGUUUUUGAGGGGGCAUUAUCUUCUUUAUCUGAUAUUUCGAAUGCUAAUACCAGAAAUGUAGCAGAUUUUCCCUUGAUUUCCAGAUGCCAGAUCGAUACAAAUCAAGUUUCCUUCAGCAUGAUUCUACCCAGAUCUCAGUUCCCAACUUCAGAAAAUACAGAACAUAAUUCCCUCCAAAAAACGGUUCUUCCAUCUAAACGUCUGCCCAUUUCAUCCAUUUCAAAUUCCUUCAUGAUCACCGAUAAUACAAAUUAUUUUUGACAUGUAACCUUCAUGAGAAAGAUGCUUCGAUUUCAGUUUCAGUCAUCAACAUGAGAGUUGAUACAAAAGUCUCCUCCAUGAUAUCCAGUUUUAUGCCUUUCUUAUGUUUAUUCAGUAUUCAAUUUUUCCAUUGAAAACUUCAAGCGGUAUAGAAAAUUUGCAUGAACAGUCUCCUCUUUUCUCACCGCAGUCACUGGGUGGGUGCAAUCGUUGCCAGAUGAUCAACCUCGAUCCUCUCUCCGGAAAAUCAAAGGAACCCUUGGUGACUUUAGCAUCAUAUAGACGGACCCAUGUAAGUAAAAGCCUUGACUUCAGUAUUCAAAAGGUUAGUUUCCUUCUCUACAGAGAAAGAGAGAGAGAGAGAGAGAGAGAGAGAGAGAGAGAGAGAGAUGGAUGGUUUCUCUAUGGAUAUGAAGAUUUUCUUAAUAAAUGUCUUUAAAAUUUCUACUAGAGCAGAGUGAUAGAUUUUUAUCUACCCGAAAACCUGAGUAAGAGAGAGAGAGACAGGUAAUUUUUCAGUGGAUACACCUAUCUCUUUAGACUAAAGUCUUUAAUUUUUUCUACGCUAAGCAGCAACUAAUUUUUUCCUUGAUCAAGAUUGUAGGUUUUUAUCAAAGAUCCUCUUUCUACCCAGAGAAAAUCCAACUCCCUGAGUUCAUCCUCUUUCUUUUUGCAGGGGAAGAUACUCUUUGGCAUUCUAUUGAGGUACGAGGAGUCUCUGGGCAAUAAUAGAGCAGAGGACGACGAUGGAGAGACCUGGAUUCAAGUGGGACAGACAGUUCAUCCACAGGACGCAUAG